Cladophialophora psammophila CBS 110553 is the source of this 843-nucleotide messenger RNA. RefSeq lists its product as uncharacterized. The record is from RefSeq and is a predicted model, not a curated record. NCBI's taxonomy places the organism in Eukaryota, Fungi, Ascomycota, Eurotiomycetes, Chaetothyriales, Herpotrichiellaceae. The transcript has 4 exons. The coding region runs from base 1 to 843 and encodes 280 amino acids.
AUGACCCGAACGGCAGAUCCAUACUACAACCGCAAGCCUGUCCCUGACGAACUGAUCAAGGAUGUUGGCCUUACUGGACUGACACCAGAGGAAGAAUACUGGAAUCGUGAGAAGAAAUACACUGCACAUGGAGCAGAUGUGCGGCGUUUCAGCAACAGUCUCAGGGGUGGCAUUGAGCCUCUUCAAGAUCCCUACUAUGGCAGAAAACCUGUCGACGAGGCUGAAAUCGCCAACGUCGGACUCACCGGCUUGAGCCCCGAAGAAGAAUACUGGAGCCGCGAACGCAAGUACAGCGCCACAGGCGUUGACGUCAGGAAGUUCAGCAACAGCAGAAAGGGCGGGAUGGAACCUCAAGAUGACCCAUACUACAGUCGCAGACGCGUCUCAGCCGCCGAGAUUGCCAACGUCGCCCCGCUCGACGCCCAGAUGACCCCAGCCGAACAGUACGAAGUCCGCGAGCGAAAGCAAUCCCUCUUCCAACUCUCCUCCGACCCGUUCGACGUGAUCGCCAACCGCCACCGCGAGUCCAUCUCUGGAGCUACCACAGGUGCCUCUGCUGCGGCAACGCGACGCCGCAGUUCAGCCGUCGCUCCAGAUGCCGCCGUAGCUACUGCUUCGCACAGCGGGUAUCACGGCGACAAGCUGGCACCCAUCGAGAGUCGGCCAGAGGGUCCGCCUACAAGCAGCAACAAUGAAGCAGGCAGUGGGCACACCUCGGACACAUUGAAUAGGGACUCGAUCGAUCCGGCGGAGGGCAGCCACGCCCGAUUUUAUGAUGCGGUGACGGCGGGACAUGAUCACCACGCUGAUCCAGACAGCGUCGCACCGCACGAGGUGCGAUGA